Messenger RNA from Malus domestica (apple), 795 nucleotides. RefSeq names its product aspartic proteinase CDR1-like. The record is from RefSeq and is a predicted model, not a curated record. Gene Ontology annotation, cellular component: extracellular region. NCBI's taxonomy places the organism in Eukaryota, Viridiplantae, Streptophyta, Magnoliopsida, Rosales, Rosaceae.
AUGUCUCCUCGUCAUCCGCUCUGUCCCGAUCCUCCUCCUUUGGGUCGUAACGACACCUGUUCGUACGAGGUUAGCUACUACGGUGAACACAUUGAGAAAGGGCAGAGCAGCAGCGGCCGUUUUGGAUGGGACGUAUUCACCUUCAAAUCUGAAAUUCGUGGGCAACAGAAGCAGCAACAACUAGUCACGAACGUUGCGUUUGGCUGCGGGAUAGUGAACCAUAUUGAUACGGGGCCUCAAGGUCCAGAAGGGAACCCGAUCGCAGGGCUUCUAGGCCUAGCCUACACGGCACCUAGUAACUUCUUGAAGCCUGUUAUGGAUGUUGAAUCAGCAAAUGGAACACUGAUACACUUUGGUAAAGCUGCACAAAUUUCGGGUCCUAACGUGCAGACUACACCAAUUUUGGGGCAGGGCGGAUAUUAUGUGCAGUUGAAGGGUAUCCGUUUCAAUGGGAGACUGGUCCCAAUAGAUCCAAAGUUGUUCAUGGAGCCUGUAAGUGAGACAGUUAUUGAUUCAGGAACACAACAUAGCUUCAUCACCGCCAAAGCCUAUGUCGUCCUCAAACGAGCUGUGAUAAGUCACUUUCAAGACGCCUACGGAUGGAACCCUUUAAACAACACCAGGAAACAUGCAGAUUAUGACUUGUGCUACGAGAUACACAGAGGAGGAAGGUAUAAAUUUCCAAAACUCACACUGCAUUUCGAAAAUGCAUAUAUGGAUUUGGAUAGGCAAAAGCACAUUCAGAGAGUAUAUCCAAGAAAAUCAAUUCUGCAUGACGAUUCUUCCUCUGGAUGA